Molecule: messenger RNA, 801 nt
Organism: Candida dubliniensis CD36
Lineage: Eukaryota; Fungi; Ascomycota; Pichiomycetes; Serinales; Debaryomycetaceae
Gene: PGA23
Product: Pga23p
Exons: 1
Coding region: 1-801 (266 amino acids)
Source: RefSeq, a predicted model, not a curated record
AUGAGAGUUUCCACAUUAGUUUUAUCCACAUCUAUAAUCCCAAUUGCUACUGCACUCAACAUUUCCCCUUUCCAUGCUAACCAGAAGAAAGAUAUACUUGCUGAUGCUGCUUCUGCAGCAGGGGGUGCAGCUGCUGUUGUCACAUCUGGUGCUGCUGGUGCCGCAAACACUGCUACUUCCGCUGUCGCCGGCGCUGCUGAUGCUGCCGCUUCUGGCGCCGCUGGUGCUGGUAAGACUGCCACUUCUGGUGCCGCUGGUGCUGCUGAUACUGCCGCUUCUGGUGCCGCUGGUGCUGGUAAGACUGCCACUUCUGGUGCCGCUGGUGCUGCUGAUACUGCCGCUUCUGGUGCUGCUGGCGCUGCUCUGGGUGUAGAAACUGCUGAUGUUGGACAAGAAACUUCUGGUGCAGGAAGCUUAGGUGGUGGUCUGAGCUCAUCCAAUAGUACAAGUCCUGUGGGUGGUUCUGGUGCUUCUAAUAGUACAAGUCCCUCCGGUGGCUCUGGAGCAUCUAAUGGUACAAGUUCAGGGAGUGGUUCCGGUGUUGGUGCUGGUUCUGGAUCUGGCUCUGACAGUGGCUCUGGCAGUGGUUCGGGUUCUAGAGGCAGUAUUACCGGAAAUUCAAUUGCUACUGGUGCUAGUUCUGGUCCAGAAGGCUUGGGUAUUUCUUCUUCCAUUAGUCAGUCAACUACUAAACAAUUGCAGACUUCGGGUGGUUCUUCAAAUUCAAGUAGCUCAGCUGGUAUGGGUAACGUAGUGGUUGGAAUGAAUGCCGUUGCCUUAGCUGCAUUAGUCUUGAUUUAA